This is a messenger RNA of Drosophila busckii, 3853 nucleotides long. RefSeq names its product ubiquitin carboxyl-terminal hydrolase 45 (gene Usp16-45). The record is from RefSeq and is a predicted model, not a curated record. The coding region runs from base 234 to 3386 and encodes 1050 amino acids. The transcript is spliced from 4 exons. Lineage: Eukaryota; Metazoa; Arthropoda; Insecta; Diptera; Drosophilidae. Gene Ontology annotation, biological process: protein deubiquitination. Gene Ontology annotation, molecular function: cysteine-type deubiquitinase activity; zinc ion binding.
UAAUUCCAAUUGGAUUAUAAAAUUUACAUACAGUCAACUAUAGUCCAAAUGUGCUCACGUUUUUUUUAAGUUUUUGAUUAAUUUGUUUAACUGUAGUGGAGAGAACAGUGCUUACAGCAAUACAUACGCUAAUGCACAAUAUAUGUAUUUAGCAAAGUUAACCUCAAGUUACAGCCUGAAAGAGCGUGCAAGCGAGACAAAGAGAAAGCGAGGCGACUAAACUGAACAAACGUAUGAGCGUGGCGGCCAUGGUGAAGAAGCGUCAAGGAGACGCAUAUGAGACUGCUGGCGGCGGCAGCUCCACAGACUCUGGCGAGGAGCAGCAGCUGACCAAUGGCCAUGGACACGCCAGCGGCAACAAUUGCUGUCAGCAUAUAAAAAAGUCUGUGGACACGGCGCGCCUGCGACGUCAAUUGAAGACUACGGGCCUGCUCUAUGACUGCCCGCAAUGCCAGAAGCUAAACGUGCAGCAGCCCAUAGCAGCGGGUGAGGCAACAACGACGGGCGAGUGUGAAAUUGAUAAUGCGCUCUGGCUGUGUCUCAAGUGUGGCACACAGCUGUGCGGACGCAGCUGCAACAAGCACGCACUGCAGCAUCAUGAGACUCCACACUCGGACUUGCAUGCGUUGGCAUUGAAUACGCGCAGCUUUAAGAUCUGGUGCUAUGCCUGCGAUGCUGAGAUUAGCCCCAAUUCGCGCAAGAAUCUAUUGGAAUGCGUUGAGCUUGUCAAGCGCUUGGCCCAAAAGCCACCCACAGCAGCGGCCAUAGCACAGGUGGACACGCGGCCGCAAGCCAUUGCCGACAUAGAGCAGAAGCUGAAGAACACCAUCGAGCAACUCGGCGCCAUGAUGCCGAGCGCAUUGCCAGCUGUUAUUCCGCUGCCGCCACCACCACCACAUGCAACAUCGCCAUCGCCAUCGACAAUGACUGCCAGCAAUGUGCCUGGCAUGGCUAAACGCAUUAGCGGCACUGCGGCUGGCGCAGCCACUACGUCCAUAGCCAGUGCUAUUAACAAUGCCAGCUCGGAGCUGGAGCGUUUGCCACGCGUGCGUGGCCUAACCAAUCUGGGCAACACUUGUUUCUUCAAUGCCGUCAUGCAGUGCUUGGCUCAGACACCAUUUUUGCUCGAAGUGCUCAAGGAACUCGCCGAGCCCGGCGAGCAAUUUGUGCUGCCCGGUGGCACAUUUAAUUUCAAAGACAAGGGCGACAUCGAGCUGCCCAUGAUCAAGGGCACGCUUUCAUCGUGGGGUAAUCUUACCUCAUCAUUGGCACAGGCCUUGGAGGAGCUGCAGUCCGGUGGCGGCGUCUUUACGCCCAGCAAGCUCUUCGACAGGCUCUGCAGCAAGUGUCCACAAUUUACGGGCGGUGAUCAGCAUGAUUCGCAUGAGCUGCUGCGUCAAAUGCUGGAGAGUGUGCGCUCCGAGGAUCUCAAGCGUUAUCAGCGUGUCAUUUUGCAAAACUUGGGCUACAAGGAUCAGGAUAUUAACAGCGUGUCGGAGGAGCUGCGUCAAAAGUGCAAAAUCUAUGGCAACCAAGCGGCCGAUCGCAUUUUACGUCCCGAGCAAGUGUUUCGCGGCUUCUUGGUAUCCACAUUGACUUGCCAGGAUUGCUAUAACAUCUCAUCGCGGCAUGAAUAUUUCCUAGACAUGUCGCUGCCUGUGGCCGUGGAGAAGCCGCAGCCGCCGCAGCGCAGUGGACAUAGGGGCAGUCCCGAUCAAUCGCCGCGUGAUCAGUCUGAGCUAGCGGCGUCCUCAUCAACGCCAUUCUAUUUGCACCAUCCAGACGCUGCUACAGCCACGGCCGAGCCGUCGCCCACCAAAUCCCAGCUGAAGAAGGAGAAGCAACGCACGCGCAAAUGCAAACGCGCCGCUCGCCAUCAGCGCACCAAACAGGAACAGCAACUGAAGCUUGGUCUGGAUGAAACGGAAACGGGCAGCAGCAAUGCAGGACACAAUGGCGGCGGCGGCGGUGAUGGUGAUGGCGAAGGCGAUGCUGAAGUUGCAAAUGGGGGUGGCAUCACCACAUCUGAUUUGCUGCCAGGCAAGCGAGCUUGGGGUGAGGGACAACGUGCGGAUACCAUGUCGCUCAGCGCCACCACCUCCGAGCAUUCGGAUGCCGAUGUGGAGGAUAAUCUUACGGAAGAUGGCACUACCAAAUGCAAAGGCAAAUUCUAUACGGACAGCAAUGGCAAUGCGCAGCCGCUGGGCGAGAAGCGUGAUGAUGUGCCCGAGCAUUUGGACAAGGAUUCCCUGGAGGAGGAUGAGAAUGACUCUGGCAUAGCGACCAGCCCCGCGCCCACAGCAAGCAGCACAAGCAACAACAACAGCAGCAGCAACAGCAAUGUAAAUGGCAAUGGCACACGCUCGGAGUCGAGCACUACGGUCGGCAGCUUGGUGAGCCCUGGACUCAGCGAAAAGGGCGCCUCGCUUAUACGCCAGCUGUCGAUUGGAGCCAUCGAGCAGGCGGCGGCGCAGGAGACAGCGGCAGCAGCAGCUAAACCUGCGCCGCAGCGACGCGUGCGCACCCAAAGCUAUUCGGAUUGGAGCACCACCAUAGCGCCACGUUAUCAGUGCGAGGUGGGCGAGUGCUCGGUGCCAUCGUGUCUGAAUAACUUUACCGCCGUGGAGCUAAUGACGGGACAGAACAAGGUCGGUUGCGAGAGCUGCACACGGCGCAUCAAUGGACCCGAUCCGCAGGCCAAGUCGGUGAAUACGAAUGCCACCAAACAGCUGCUGGUGUCCAGCCCGCCAGCGGUGCUGAUAUUGCAUUUGAAGCGUUUCCAAAUCUGGCCACGCUGCACGUUCCGCAAGCUGACGCGGCAGGUGAGCUAUCCCAAUCUGUUGGACAUUGCCGCCUUUUGCGGUUCCAAGGUGAAGAAUCUGCCCAACAUUGAUCGCAAGCAAAAGAAGCUGCUCUAUGCGCUUUAUGGUGUGGUGGAGCACUCGGGUGGUCUCUAUGGCGGCCACUAUACGGCGUACGUGAAGGUGCGCGCCAAGCUGACACCGGAUGAUAAGCGUUGGAAGUUCUUGCCGCAUGGCAGCAAAGCCGAAUUGGAUCAGGAUGAUGAGCAGCUCAAGAAGCUGGAAGAGCUGCUGGCCAAGGAGAAGGCACGCGAGCUGCGCAUGGAUGCCAUGGAUGAUAGCGAUGAUUUGACCAAUUCCAGCAGCAAUGCUUCCACCUCAGAUGAGGGCUCAGUUGGUUCGCCCGCCACCGGAGACGAUGAAGCUGCGCAGUCAUCCACGGCAACGGCCAACGACGAAGCCUCCAACGUGCAGGCACCACCAGGUAAAUGGUAUUACGUCUCGGAUUCGCGUGUCCAGGAGGUUAGUGAGGAAACAGCGCUUAAGGCUCAAGCCUAUCUGCUCUUCUACGAGCGCAUCUACUAAAUCAAAAACACAGAAAGAAAAACCAAUUAACAGCCGAUUAUCGAUAAAGAAGAGUGCAGCAGCUCAAGCUCAACGAAGUUUUCCGGCGGCUUCCAAACAGAGUUCCAUUAGCCUAGCAUAUUAAUUUCCAACACACAACACAAAGAAACAAGUUUCAUUUUGUAAUUGACAUUUCAAGUGUUUUUAAUUUGUGCUUCCUCUUUCAUAAUCAAUUAUGCAUUUGAACUUAAUGAUAAUGGACUGAAAUUACACUAACAAAAAAAAAGACGAAGAAUCAAACAAACAAACAGCACGUCGAUAUUUAGUUAUCGAUGUCUUGCUCAGCUCCGAUGCCCAUGCCCGAUGCUAAGCUGAUAAUGACACAUUGACUUUUAAUGGAUUAUUAAAUUUUUGCUUGUUUAUAUUGUAUUUAAAUAAAAGCAAACAAUGUAAGUGCUCUUGUGUUAGCAUACAAUUUUAAACUAAUA